AACAAUUCUAUGUGAUACAUCUUAUUCAAGAUUACGUAAUGAAGUUAUUAUUCCUAGCGGCUAUUAUAGCCACUGUAGCUGCUUACCAUGGACCACCGGUUCCAAACCAUCUUGACGUAUUGGAUAAAAUCUCUGUUGUAUGUCCAUGGGAUCCCACUCUCGCCUCUUAUGACCCACUAAUAUAUAUGGCACAAUACACAGCAAUCUAUAUAGUGGGACAUGGUCUUGAUUACUUUCAUGAAAACCAUGAAGCACCAGGAGGAUUAUAUAAUACAGAUUAUCUAUGGGAUUUUGAUCUUCCUAAUGAGGGUUGGGAUACUGAUGGCAUGGGUGCUGCAAUAGCAGGGGCAGCCGCUGGUUUCUACACUGGUGUUGGGAGAAACAUUACUGUUGUUUCUGUGAGAGUAGCUGAUGACCCAGACUACAAAAAUAUUGACAUCAUGAGAUAUGAAGAUGGAGUUAAUGCGGUUCUCACUGAUUACAGAAACCGUAAAAUUUCAAAUCCAACUGAUUACCGUAGAGCUGUUGUAUUACUGACUCCAUACAUUGACACCUCCCUUGCCGAUACUACCACCCUUGAAUCGCUCGUCUUAGCAAUGGUUAACGAAUCCCUCACUGUUAUUGCUCCAGCCGGCGACAGUUACGAUGCUCUUUCUAAAAACUGCAUCAAUUAUUUCCCUGGCAACAUGCAUGCUGUCGACGGGGUAAUCACAGUGGGAAACGCCAUGUUUACCAACUUGGGACACCUGAACUCCGUACCUGGCACUUGUAAUGAGAUAUACGCACCCGGUUCAGAUGUCUAUACAUCUUACUAUGAAGGUAGUACAGAGCCAAACAACCAUAGCAAAUACGUACAAGUCGCACCAAGUUCACAAUUUGCUGCUGCUUUAGUAGCAGGAACUGCUGCCAUGAUCACAUCGUCGUGUCCCAAUUUGUCACCCGCUGAGAUCGAGCAAGGAAUUAUAGAUUUUGCAUCCAACCAGGCUUCAAUCGUUAAAGAUCCUGUCCACAAUAGCUUCAUUGGAUACAUGUUGAGAUUUCCAGCCGUAGGUGAUGAAUAUCCAUUCUGUCAAAUCCCUUGAACAUUCACUACUACAGUAUCCACAGUUAAAUUUGAAACCAUGUUAUUUCAUCACGUGAUUUUAUAAUUAUUAGUCAAUAAAACUGAGCAUGUAAUAUCUUAA
Saccoglossus kowalevskii is the source of this 1184-nucleotide messenger RNA. RefSeq lists its product as uncharacterized. The record is from RefSeq and is a predicted model, not a curated record. Gene Ontology annotation, biological process: proteolysis. Gene Ontology annotation, molecular function: serine-type endopeptidase activity. NCBI's taxonomy places the organism in Eukaryota, Metazoa, Hemichordata, Enteropneusta, Harrimaniidae.